Messenger RNA from Vigna umbellata (rice bean), 1767 nucleotides. The record is from RefSeq and is a predicted model, not a curated record. NCBI's taxonomy places the organism in Eukaryota, Viridiplantae, Streptophyta, Magnoliopsida, Fabales, Fabaceae.
UUCAACUAUCUAGCUAGAGUGUGCAUUGGCAAGUACAUAUAUAUAUAGCGAGUGAGUUUGCAAUAAUGGAGAAAGAGAAAGAAAUGGCAGAAGGAGUGUUGCAGUUUGAUGAGACAACGAUAAGCGCUCAAAGAGCUGCAAGGAGUGGAAGCUGGAGAAUGUUCAAGACAAUCUUGGAGAAAGACCCAAAGCGUUUGAUGGAGCCUUUUGACUUGUUUGGGAACACUGCCAUUCACGUUGCAACACGUUCCAACAAUCCAGGGCUUCUCCGUGAGUUGUUGGAAAUGCUGAGUGAGAAGGAGAGGUGGCAUGCAUUGAGGAAGGGAAAUUGUGUGAAUAACACCCUUCUCCAUGAGAUCAUCUUCUGUACUACGGUGGAGAUGGCUGCUGUUGUGUUGAAGUUUGAGAAUGAGGCUGCACCAGAAGACAUACCAGAAGACAUAACAGAAGAAAAGAAACCAUUGCUAGAGAUCGUAAAUGACUCAGGUGAAACCCCUCUCUUCAGGGCUGCUAAACUCGGCAGGCUUAAGAUGCUCAAGUAUAUGGCCAAUCAUGCUGAGGGUGACAUAAGAAGGCUUUUUGUUAGAUCGGACAAAUAUUCCAUUCUUCAUGCAAGCAUUCUUGGACAGUUUUUUGGUACGUAUGUGUCUCGUUAUGUGUUCUAUAUCUCUAUCUUACGUUCUGCAACACUUGUAAAGACAAGUGUUGAAUUAAGAAAAGCUAAAGAAUAUUACUUUUCAAGAUAGUAUAUAAAGAAAAUGACUGGGGUGUUGCUUCUAUCUUUCUGGUACAGAUGUUGCUAUCUGGUUGUUGAAUAUGGAUGAGAAACUAGCUCAACACAAGGAUAUGAAUGGAAUGACAUGUCUUCAACUUCUAUCUAAUAUGCCACUUGUAUUUAGGAGCCAAGCCCCUGCCAUGGGAGCAGUGAAGAAUCUUAUAUAUAACAUGCUUCCUGAGGAAGGAUAUGAAAUCCAUGAUGAUGAUGAAAAUGGCAGUGCUGAUGACUACACACGUCAAAGGAACGAUAUAGAAAGUGGCCAACAAGACAAGGCAAAGUUGCCUAGUUCAGUUCUUUCGAGGAUCAACUUUGCUAUUUGGAGAACUCUGGCAAAAGAGUUUGAUGGGAUUGGACGUAUAUGGCAACUAAAGAAGCAGCAUAAAUUAGCAAAGCAUCUGUCUGAGUUGUUAGUGGAGAAGGACUUUUCAUGGCAGAUUUCGUUUCACGAAAACUUCCAACCCUUGAUUGUAUUGCCGGUUCUUUCCUCCAAAUCCGACAGGAUAAAACACCUUCACCACACGAAGGAGAUGCACAAGAUCAACAGUGAAAUGUCUCGUUCCAGAAGUUCCAGACCUAUAACCACCGCAACAAGUUUUCCCCAUUCUCAGAACUACACGCCACUUCUCAUGGCAGCUGGCUCAGGAAUCGUGGAAAUCGUUGGGAAAAUAAUUGACAGGUUUCCGGAGGCCAUUUGUCACGUUAGCCAGGAUGAACACAACGUUCUACACAUGGCUGUGAAGCACCGUCAGCUGAAGAUCUUUAACAUGCUAAAGAAACAUUCAGCAUUCAAAUCAUUGAUAUUCCGGAUAACAGCAGAAGGUCGUACUCUCUUGCACCAAAUUUCGAGAAUGGAAUUUUACGUAGAACAGCACCUACCUGGUGUUGCAUUCCAACUCCAAGACGAGUUACGCUGGUACGAAGUAAGCUUCUAUAUUCAUCUCACCCUUUACAAGAAAAAAUUACUGCAUAGUCUAACUCUAAUAUUGUAG